Messenger RNA from Recurvomyces mirabilis, 1467 nucleotides. RefSeq lists its product as uncharacterized. The coding region runs from base 1 to 1467 and encodes 488 amino acids. The record is from RefSeq and is a predicted model, not a curated record. NCBI's taxonomy places the organism in Eukaryota, Fungi, Ascomycota, Dothideomycetes, Mycosphaerellales, Teratosphaeriaceae. The transcript has 3 exons.
AUGCAGGGCGCAAAUGCUCAUGCAGGGUCCAGCGGACUACGGGCCGGGCGCAUCCGCGCCAACAACUUCACCUUCACGAACACCACAUCAAUCUUCCUACUACGCCUUCUCAACACUGGCCACAUGAUGUCGAUUGCAGAGGUGCGGUCGCGCUUCGAGGCGGCAUUUGCCCAAUCGAAGAUACCGAUCGAUCCUCGAAGACCGCCACCAGAUGCUGCGGGCUUCGUCCAGAACAUAUUCCUAGCAGCCAACAUCUGCACGCGACGAAAUAUCCAGCAAUGUUCAUCUUUCAUCAUCUCACAUAUCAUACCUUCUCAUGAGAAGACGAUACUAUUAUGUCAACUGCUCUUCGCCAUCAGUAGAUCCUUCGAACCACGGGAGCCUGGCCGACGACGCGACACUACAAAAGCAGAAGACACGAACACGGGACUUGGCAAAAUCGUCGCGGGAAAGUUGCAACAGCCUCCACAGCCAACUUUCAAACGACUACAUAUCCUGUAUAUCGUGAGUGAUGUACUCACGACACUGCACUAUCGAAGCUCGGACAGUCGCGUACCAAACCCAGAGAGCAUUAUUAUCAUCCAUCGAUAUAUUCCAUUACUCGCUACAUUUGCCACUUUUCGCGGCCACGAGACAUUCACUCGAACCUACCCUCAGAUCCUCUUCCUCCUCCUCACCUGGCGAGAUAACGACAUCUUGCCGGAGUCCCACAUCGCCACGAUCCACGAAAACAUACUAUUAGUCGAUUCGUCAAGUCUCACCUGGCCAGCCUUUGGUACCCAAGUAGACGAGGAAGAAAAGAAGAUCACCUUAGCUCUCGCCCACGAAGCCGAAAGCGCGAACCUCUCCCUACCCUCACGCCACAGCGUUCCCCACGACCCAACAGCGCCUUGGCAUGAGCUCCCAGCCGCUAACGGCCUGUACAUGAAGCGGACACGCGGCUACCCGCUGAAAGCCGCAGCAGUGCCGCAAGGAGGAUAUGUGGUCAGAGAAGCAGCUCAAGACAAGCCGCUAGAUCCUGGGUUGAAAGCCGAGGUGCAGAGUUUGCACAAAACAAUGCUCCUGCAAUUCGAGAAGUUCACCCCUGCCGAGGAAGUGCACGAUAUUGACGCCUUGGGCAAUAUUAUCUAUAUCGACCCUGAACGGCCUACGAGGAAUUACUGGGGUUGGAGUCUUGAGGGCAUUCCGCGGAUGAGAGAGCAGGCUGAGAAGGAUAGGUUGGCUGCUAGAGGAUAUGGAGAUUUGCAGCUUGGUGCUUCAGGGCCUGGGGGGGCGGUAGAGAGGGCUAGAGCUUUGGCUGAGGGGAGAGGUGGGUUGCAGCGCCGCGGUGGGAUGCAAGGUGGAGGUGGGAUGCAGGGUGGUGGUCAGAGGGGUGGUUGGAAUGGUUCAGUCAGAGGUGGACGAGGAUGGCGAGGAGGCGGUGGCGGUGGCGGCGGCGGUGGCGGUGGUGGUGGGAGGAGAUGGUGA